UAUUUUAAAAUUAUUGGAAGUAAUGAAUGUGUAAUUUGGGCAUUUUUACUAAAAACAUUGAUUUUUAUCAUUCACUCCCUUUUGAAAAGCAUUAACUUUUUAAAAUGGCUGCGACAAUGAAAAAUGCGGAAAGUGACGUGCAUGUUACUUUUGAAGACCAGCAGAAGAUCAACAAAUUUGCUCGGCAUAAUGCUAAACUUCAAGAUCUGAAAGAUGAGGUUGCUUUAGAAAAGAAACUGUUACAAAAUUUAGAAGAUGCACUUGAUGAAUUGCUUCUUUUAGAAGACAAUGAAAAACCAAUUCCUUAUCAAAUUGGAGAAGUAUUUUUACAGUUGAGUAUUGAUGCUGCUAAUUCGAAAUUAGAGGAAGACAAGAAAAAAACUGAGACAACCAUUACUAACCUUGAACAAGAAUGUGAAAACCAUAAAGCUGUUCUCUCAGACCUCAAGGUGCAAUUGUAUGCCAAGUUUGGAAACAAUAUCAAUUUAGAAGCUGAGGAAGAAUAGUAUUAAACCUAAUAAUUUAAUUGUCUUAUGUAUUUGAAAUAUAUUUCUGAACUUUUUGUCUUUAUUUUGUACAUUAAAAAAUAAAUGAAUAAAAUUAUUAUUUAAA
This is a messenger RNA of Octopus bimaculoides (California two-spot octopus), 612 nucleotides long. Its product is annotated as prefoldin subunit 4. NCBI's taxonomy places the organism in Eukaryota, Metazoa, Mollusca, Cephalopoda, Octopoda, Octopodidae. Gene Ontology annotation, biological process: protein folding. The record is from RefSeq and is a predicted model, not a curated record. Gene Ontology annotation, cellular component: cytoplasm; prefoldin complex.